Molecule: messenger RNA, 2220 nt
Organism: Fusarium oxysporum Fo47
Lineage: Eukaryota; Fungi; Ascomycota; Sordariomycetes; Hypocreales; Nectriaceae
Product: P-loop containing nucleoside triphosphate hydrolase protein
Exons: 8
Coding region: 1-2220 (739 amino acids)
Molecular function (GO): protein binding
Source: RefSeq, a predicted model, not a curated record
AUGGCUUCCACUUUCGACUUCAACAAGGAAUGGGAACUAUCUAUGGAGCGGCAGCGGAAAUGCCUGGGCAAAAAUUCUAAACGUAUCCAAUCCUUAUCCUACGACAAGUUCAAAACGAGCCUCACAGAGGCUCGUGACAAGCACAGUAGAGCGCCAACAACAGCCGUACUCCAGAAGCUGCAACCCUUGUUCGACCAACUUCACAAUUUCGUCAAUGCCAUCACGUCCAUCGUGCAGUCAUCCCCUGAACUAACAGGUUUCAUCUGGGGAGCGAUACAGGCUGUUCUCAUAGUGGCGAGCCGGUUCACAAGCCUUCUUUCGCUCAUUACGGAAAUGCUUCACGACCUCACAUCACUAGUUGUUCAGCUAAAUCGAUAUCUUGCCCUGUUUCCAAAAGCGGAUGAACUUCAACAAUGUUCGCGCCAGCUUAUUGACGAUUAUGUUGGCUUCUCAAUUAGUGCUUUUCUUUUCUUCAAAAGAUGGCCAAUUUCCGUUACCGUGUUACCAGCAGCUUCGGAAAAGCUAUUCGAGGUUCCGUUUCUAAGAAACCCGCACUUCGCAGAGCGAGAUACAGAGGUGGAGCUAGUGCGAACAUCUUUGACCCAGCCAAAGCCACCUCAUGACAUACGUUCCACUAUUUGUUUAUUACAAGGCCUUGGCGGCGUCGGAAAAACAACCAUAGCUUUGGAGUAUGCAUUUAAAUACGGAGGGGAAUACGAUUUCGUGUUUUGGAUCCCAGCGCGAACAGAGCUCGACGUCCUCAACACAGCAACGGCAUUGGCCCGAAAGCUUCAAAUUGACAAGCCUUGGCUUCUUAUUUUCGACAAUGUAGAAGAACUAUCAACUGUGAUGCCAAUCUGGCCGACAAAUGGCCAGGGCCAUAUCUUACUAACUUCCCAAAAUUCCAAACUCGCUCACUUCUGUUCGUCAAACAUCGCGGUCUCUCUACUAGACAGUUCUGCUGGAUCCCGUCUGUUUCUCGCAUACCGAACAGUAGCUCAAAAUUCUCUUUCUCAGCCCAUUCCAAGUCCAAAGUUGUCAGACCACACUGAUCACCGUGAGAAGGCGGAACUCAUAGCUACUGAACUCAGUGGUAAUCCGCUGGCAAUUACAGCUGUUGCUGGACUGCUCUCAAGUAUGUCUCUUGAAGAGAUUCUGAACACCCUCCAGCGUUAUAGCUCCUUUUCGAAAAUUCUCCCACCAGGUACAAGCCCUACCCUCGUACAGUAUGACAGUCCAUUUGGUGCAACCUGGGAUAAGGCGCAAGAGAAACUUGAUCCGAGUUCACGUCUACUCGUCCAAACACUGGCUAUGCUUAGCCCUACUGGGUUAACAGAGGAGAUUGUCCUGUCUGGAGAUCAGAAUGCUAAUCUCUCCCUCUUCCGUCUUGAUUCUGUGGCUCAUUUCGGACAUACGAAGCCAUCAUCUUGUUCAGCGUCAAGGCUCCGACGGAAGUGCCUAUCUUCUGCUACACGGUCUUUACUCUCGGUCGGAAUCGCCUUCGCUGAGUUGUUAGGCGACUCCACAAGCUAUUUUUGGGAGAGAGGCUUCUACAAAGAGGGUUAUGAGACCAGUGAUGCCGCAGAAGCAGUUUGCGAUACAUUAGAGAAUGAGUAUGCAUCUGAAAAGGCCAACAUCUAUGCUAUCUCAGGUGCAAUUCGUCAGGGACAUGGGAUCUCUCAGCGUCGAAGAUGUAUAGAAACGUGGGGUAAGGCCCUGAAACUACGCCAUGCGCAUUUACAGGCAAAGAUACCAUAUAUGACCAUAGAUGAAGAUAUCGUCUGUUGGGGAAAUGCGUGGAACGACCUUGGCUGUAUCUAUGUUGAUCUCGGGUCCUAUGCUGAGGCUUUUGACUUUUUCAUGCUAGCAUGGGAAAUACGCAAAGCUUCCCCUCUGUGCCAACAGCAUUACAACCACUUUCCAGAAUCACCGAUGAACGUCGCAAUAGCUCUCGCUGGAAUGAGCAAGCACCAGGAAGCUAUUGAUCUGAUGUCUGAAACGACUCAAACUCACUUUGCUCUGGUAUCCAUUCUGGUCUCUGCUGGAAGAUACGAAGAUGCAUUUUCUGAGGCCAGAGCUGUUUAUGAAAGAAGGAAUAAUAUUUUCGGUUUAGCUAGUAGGCAAACUUCCGAUGCAGCCUAUAUGCUGGCGGUUGUAGAAGAGAAACGAGGGAAUUUUGACAAGGCCAGGGCCCGAAUGGCUGGACUGAGGAAGCCGUAG